AUGCAAUCUCAAAUGUGCCCUGACGACAUGGCUUGGGAACAAGCCGAGGAGACAUCAGACAUGUGGCUCGUUCAAUUCCUUGAACUUGACAUUUUGAGACCGAUCGCAGAUUUCAUGCUCAAUCACAACAGAGGCAUUGCUACCGAGUUUGCCAUACUCAGGAAGGGCUCUUAUAACAUCUCCUUGCGGUUGAAGUACCGAAAUGGUUCCACCGUGAUCCGGCUGUCACAGCCUGGCGCAGUUCUUUUCCCCGAGGAGAAAGUCGUGAAUGAGGUUGCCGUAAUGCGGUUUCUCACGGACCAGACAUCGAUACCUAUCCCUUUUGUUCUGCAAUCGGGUACAAAGAAAGAGAGCCCCCUCGAACUCAGCCCAUUUAUUAUAAUGGAUUAUGUCGAACAUGAAACCAAAAUGUACAAUGCUCUCAACACACCGGGAUGUCUGACAGAGGAACGUGGAAUUUUGGAUCCGAACAUCGAUGAACGCAGACUUGAAUUGUUGUAUAGGCAGCUGGCGGAUAUUCUGCUUCAGCUCUCUACACCCUCUUUGCCUCGCAUAGGAUCUCUCAGCCAGAUCGAUGACUUGACUUGGAAAGUAGCACGCCGACCUUUGUCAAUGAACAUGAAUGAACUUGUGCGCCUGGGAGGCUUGCCGCGGUCAAAACUUCCCGAUCUAUAUACUACAUUCAACACAUCUUCUUCGUAUAUCGAAGCCCUCGCGGAUCUCAACAUUGAGCAUUUGAUCCACCAAAGAAACGAUUCAGUGCAGUCCGCAGAUGACUGUCGGCGAAAAUUUGUGGCGCGGCAGCUUUUUCGUAAGCUCGCCAAGGGCAAGAGACUCACAAACCCAUGUUUCGAGCAAGGGCCUUUCAAAAUUUGGUGUGAUGAUUUACGGCCGGCCAAUGUGCUCCUCAAUGAGAAUAUGCAGAUUGCCGGCGUGGUAGAUUGGGAAUUCACAUACGCAGUUCCCGCUGAAUUUUCCUAUGCGCCACCUUGGUGGUUGCUUAUUGAGAAGCCUGAGCUCUGGUCAAAGGGCCUUGAAGACUGGACAAGUGUGUUCGAUAAUCGUCUGAAGACAUUCCUCAAGGUGAUGAAGGAUUGUGAAGACACAGCAAUUCAUCAAGGUCGGUUGGGACAAGACCAGCGACUCUCCGGUCUUAUGCAUGAGAGCUGGGAGAGCGGGGAUUUCUGGAUCAUGUAUGCAACGUUGCACAGCUUUGCCUUUGAUGCAAUAUACUGGCAAAAGAUUGACCCACGCUUUUUUGGGCCCAUCGAAAAUCCCGAGGAAGCGUGGAAAGAGAGACUCAAUCUGUUGGAUGAGAAUGAAAGGGAUGAGAUGGAACGGUUGGUAGCUCGGAAGCUGAACGAGAUGAAUACCAGGGUUCUAGCGUGGGACCCAGAUGAUUAUACCGUGGCUUUUCGCCAGCAACUGAAGGGAGAAAAGACAAACGAAGAGAACUCAAUAACAGGUUGA
Molecule: messenger RNA, 1470 nt
Organism: Penicillium cinerascens
Lineage: Eukaryota; Fungi; Ascomycota; Eurotiomycetes; Eurotiales; Aspergillaceae
Exons: 1
Coding region: 1-1470 (489 amino acids)
Source: RefSeq, a predicted model, not a curated record